Porites evermanni is the source of this 10377-nucleotide messenger RNA. The record is from the annotation of a GenBank genome assembly. Lineage: Eukaryota; Metazoa; Cnidaria; Anthozoa; Scleractinia; Poritidae.
AUGACGCCAAAGUGGAAUGGUUUAUCUCGCCUUCGCCAAGUAUUUAUCCUCGCCCUGUGCUCCUUUUGCGGUAAGAGUUUAAUGAAACUUAAUGUGCAGAAUAUAGCACAAAUCAGCUAAUACACAAAAAGACAUACAAAUCGUGUAAACACUAGAGCAAUCGUGUUAUAUUUAAAUAGUAAAAAAGACAAUUUCAUUGCAAACAAAGUUUAAAUGCUACUUACACAAAGUUAAUGGUUUUUUACAAUUGAAAUUUUAAAGUUUUAGAGCAAAGUUGAUAGUACCUUUUAAUUCAAUCGCUAGAAGGAAGAGAGAGCUUAUAACACAGUGUAUACUCCGUCUCCGUAAACCGGGAACAUCAGUUACCGAAGUCGUUUUAUGAGUUGAAUUGGUUUCAAGUGUUGUGAACACAUGAUCUAAUAUAUUAUGACUUACCAUAUUUUUUAAAGAUGCGUUUCUCUUUGAUCGAAAAUUUUUGAACAGAAACCUCGGAUUGAGGCCGAAAACAAAUUUUCUUUCGUUAUCGUGUCGUCAUCUAAGUUAUCUAACUGAAGCAAGAAAGAAAAUUUGUGCACGCCGGGUAGAUAUAAAAUGCUAUUAAAAAGCAGGGAUUGGAGAUUUUUGAAGAAAUAUGUCCUAAACUAACAUUGAAUUUUAAGCGUAAAGUUCCGCCGGCGACCAGCUAAGCUGACUCAGUUUUCAGUUUACUCACACUUAUUCAAAAAAAGUACAUAAAUACAAUAAUACGAGGAACUAAAAAGGAAGAAAAUCAGAGCUGCUAUACAUGUUACAAUAAAUAUUACAUUGGAAAAGUGUGUAGUGGCCAAAGGAGCAAAGCUUUCGGGUUGACCACGACUCAGUUUCCUAGAUCUCGCCAAGAAAUUAAUGUGUGCAUUUGUGAAGGCGGGUUUUAUAUCCUGAGCUGUUAUCAAGAGCUCUGUUUCCGUACGCGGGGAACUCGGUUGGCUUCUUUUAACCCGGAUGAAAAGGCUGGCUCGGUUACCAAAGCAAAAAGUAUUUAACCACCGCUGGAAGAUGGCGAAUUCGUCAUUAUCACGGUCUAUUUUAUAUCUUACUGUUAAAAAUAUAAUCAUUUAAUAAUAUUGACUACGUAAUAAUAAUGGAACUCUCAUAGCUGGCGUGCAGCAAUAAAAACACGUGCACUCAAUCAUCACACAUAAAAUUUCAUCCAGUCAACCGGUCAAAAACUUCUCUUAUUAUGGAUGUCCUCAACGAGCGGGCGAAAUGAAGCAAAUCUUGUAUUUUGAUUGGCUACCUGAGGAAGUAAUCCGCUCGGGAUUUCCCAUAAUGUUCCCGUAAGAAAAACUUUCUUUCGUCCAGUCUAAGAAUUCCUCGACCAAAUUUGUUCGGUCAAGAUGGCAAGAAAUUGAACUUGUUCUUUUAAUGCGUGUUACAGGACUUAUCUUCCCGAUUUUGAAGAUAUAUGGAAAGUUAAUAAAAGUUCGAUAAAUAUCCGAUCAAUAGGCUUUUAAGGUUCUAGAGCAUUCGAAGUGUUUACCUUUAAGAAUGCAACAUGAUGAAUAACCAAUUUACUAAUAAGCUUUGCAUGCAGAAACAUAAAUAUUAACAGUGUGCUUUUUGAGAGUGGGACAUCUUGUCUCCAAAUUUGACAUUCCUCGGAAGAUAAUUAUCUUUUAAAUGAACAUUUCGACCUUUUUAGUAAUUAACUAUAUAAGGAAGCAUAAGUUUUGUGGCUCGUUUUUGUUGGCAGAUACAUCCUACGCAUUUUAUGUAAACCUAUUAUCAAUGACCAUCAAACAAAUAAAUAGAGAGCUGCUAAGGAACUGAAGGAAGAAAGGGUAAGCAGUUAUAGAUAGAUAGAGAAAGAGAAGAACAUCAGGAACAAUGUAGAACCACCUUGCGAGUGAGUAAAAUAAACCUUGUAAGUUUAACUGGCUGAUUUUGGUGUAGUUCCUCUCCUUCUCGCCGACCCCAUCAGUAAUCGACACUAAAAGGCAUCGCUUACCAGUGGAGAAGCCUUCUUUAUCAGUAGCACAAAAAUAACCUUUAUUAGAGGUGGGCUGAGUUACGUUCAGCAGAGUGCUGAAAAAGCCAGUUUCUCAGUUUAUCAUGCGAUUCAUGGACUGAGAGUGAGUUGAGUAGCCCUUCAUCUCUGCGUGCAUCCCCAGAGGCACAGAAGAAGAAAACAAAUUUAAAAAAGAGACGGCAAAGACGAUGUUUUUCCGCUGCAGAUUUGGACUAUUUUUCACAUCACCAUCAUUGACAGUGUCUCAAAAGAGGGAAAAAUCCAUAAAGGCCAUCAUAUAUGGGUACGAUUAAUACACUGACCUAGUUAACAGCUCAUGCAGCAUUUUAACAACCCUCUGGCUCUAUUAUAAAUUCUUCUUUUUCACUGAUUACAGACACACAUAGCGUCAUCUAUGAAGCAGUUCAGGAUAUUAAAAUGAACUGGACCGCCGCAUCGUUGGACUGUUCAUUAGCCAAGAUAAGCAAUACUGAUGAACUUUGCGACGCCCAAACUGCAAUUCGAAAUGACCGUGCCAACUUCUGGACGGCUCUUAAAGAGGAAAAUGGAAGCUACUUCUGGGGCAAUAUCAACGGAACCAUUCAGCCGGUUUACCAUUUGAACUCAGAUGCGCUUCUUGAUAAAACGGAGCAAGGGAACUGCUAUGUAAUAAGUAAAGCAGAUACAAUCAAACUGAAGUCAAAGGAUUGUAGCACUGAAUUAAACGGAAUUCUUUGUUCUUACUCUUACUCUGACGACCCGAAAGGUUUGUCAUGGUAGCCUCUUCUAAUAACUGCAUGAAUAAACUAAGAAACGACGGUAGGACAGCAUUUUUAUGUACCCAAAUCUUUCCCUAGUUGAACAGGAAGCAUAUUGCUGAAACAAUUUUCUUCCUGAAAUCUGAAAACAAGGAAAUAUAGCCUAAGAAAACAGCUGACAUUUCGAGACGCCACCAGAGAUUUCCCAACGGAAACCAGUAAUGACGUCGAGAAGUGUCAGCUGUUUUCAGUCUCAGGCCAUUAAAGGAAAGAGUGCUUUUAAAUCAAGUUAAAAACACAUUGAUGACCUCGACAAACGUUCCGUGGUUUAAUCACACUGGUAGUGAAAAAAAAAGUUUCCUACUUUAAUGCAUACAUAUACAAUCCUUUUCACGUUUGGCAUUUUUUCGAAAGCAAGUAGGACAAGGUUAAGUUAUUAAUAAAACACAAAUAAAAUGAAUAAAACAAGUAUAAUUGAAAUAAAAUCUGUUUGCAGGCUAUCCCACUCCGAGUCCCGAAACGUACAGUGAUGAAUGUAUUAAAUACAAGGUAUGUUUCUAUCCUAAGUUCACAUAAUAAUUUUGGAUGAAAAGAGGUUUUAUCUCCAUGGAAAAUGUGAUACAAAGCUAAAUUUUUUUUGAUAUAAUUUUUAAAUUGCAGCUUUCUAGCUGCUUGAAGGAGAGUAUAAAUUAUUCGCAAUGGAAUGUAAGUACGUUAUUCAUUUUUGUGCUUUUCCUACAACAGCAAAACGGCCAUUUCCAAUAAAAAUGAGAGUUACUCAAUGAUUUUGUUGACAGAACUUGAAAUGCAGGUGGUCAGGUGGUGACAACUGCGAGUGGAAAUCGCGAGUGGAAACUGAGAGCAUAGACUGCUGUGAGGAGUAUUGCAAAUAUGACCAAACAUACGCAGUGGAUUCAGGGAAACCAGACAUAAGUGAGUUUCUUUCUGACUCAUACUUUAUGAUAAUUGAAUGAAGAGGUAUAUUAAUGAACCUAAUCAACCUGACGUUUGUUUCUUCAGACAUUAUUGAUUGAUUAAUUGAUCGAUUUUUGUCGCCUUUUCCCUUAUGAAAGUCCUUAUCGUUUCAAUGCUGUUUCAUUUAAAUCGCUAUUUUCGAAAGAAGUGGCAAAUAUCAGAGCUGUAUAAGCUGGCUUUACAAGCAAAUUGUCAAAACCCUCUUUCUUCACGAGCAAUUAAAAUCUUUUUUCCUUUACCUUAUCAACAGGUGUUAAAGUAAGAAAGGUUCAAAAGGAAUGGCCACAAAAAGUAGAAAUUGGAUUUAAUACAAGCGAGAAAAUUACAAUAACACACAGGCUGUUUAAUGAUACAGGUUGGUAAUAAGUUUGUAUACCUUUAUAUAUAUAGUCAUAGAAUACUUGACACUGAUUUGAUUCAGUAGAAAUCGAAAAUAAGAUGAUAGUUCUGAAUCAAGUAUCGUUGUUACUUAAGCUAGAGUUUUAAAGUAUGCAGAAAAUAUGAGAAAGCGGAAUCAUAUAUUAACUACUCAGCCUGGGACCAGCUGAGCGCUCGGUUCGCUUCGCUCGCCGCCAAAUGUUUUUGUACUGUUUCAAUACUUUUUUUGCCAUUUUUUCCCACAUCGGAGCCUAGUCCCAGGAAAAUAACUACUUAGAUGUUACAUGUAAAUGGUUUAUAACAUAUUUUUGUUUGAAUUGAUUAUUAUAUCAUUAGAGACAAUUGUCGCGGUUUCACUGCUUCCAUUGAAAGAUCAAGACUCAGUUUUGAGGCUAAAUAGCGGGUAAGGGCCACCAUCAAUACUGAAAUGAAGUUAACUUUUAACGAUUUAUUCCGCAGUCCUAUUUAAUACAAGUCAUUUUUGGUGCUAUUCAUACCAUCAUUCCCAAUCCCCCUCCCUUUUUCCCUAUCCCCUACCCCUUUUGAUGCCUGCUACGCAGGCCACAUCAUGACAGGAAGUGAAGUCCAGUUGCGUCUUGGAAGGAUAGAGACGGCUGCUGAGAAAUAUCCGGGAAAAUGACCUUAUCCUUUGUUCUAAUAUAUGGUUGUGUAACAACCUAAAUCCCGUUCGUUAACAUUUGUUGAGUGGACUUAUUCUCCAUUUAUCCAGCGGUGACACUUUGGUUACCUCCGUUAUUGGAGUGGUACUUAGUCCCCGCUUCAACAAGACGAUUCCAAAUUUGGUUAUCCUCGAGUUUACCCAUCCCAAGGUAAGCGGAUAAGAGAUCAUGUGAUCUCGUAAGUGAGAAAAUGUCUAAAAAGUACUUAACUUUGGUAACAAAGAGGGGGGAGGAUCAAAUAGUCACGUCCCCGUUGUCACAAAUUGCACAUGGACGCUAUUUCAAAGUCGUUCGAACAACUACUUGCAUAUUGAGACUAUUCAGUUGCUCGUUCAAGGGGAAGGGGGGAUACUCAAAGAGGUUUUAAACUGGGAGGCUCCGCCCGGAGGUCCAACCCCCUACGCUUUUAUAUACCAUUUUUGACAGAAAAGGUACCUGUCAGUUCCUAUACCUUCUCUAACUGCCAAAUGGUUUAAUCCCUUUCAUAUAUACCUAGUUUAGAACGCUGCACCCCUUAAAAAUAUGAAUAUUAAUGAGUCAGUUAGUUUCAUUUUUCUUUUCCAUCGCGCUCGACAGUCUUUAAAGAGAAAAUAGAUGGUCUGUCAACAGGCUAUAGAACAAUGAACCAGGAAGUUUUUCUUGCCUAUCUUCACAGCCAUAAAACGCCCUUGUUAGACAUUUUAGGUCCCCGGCUCUACAGACUAAAAUGAGAAAUUUCAUUACGAUCGAUAUGAAAGAAACUUAACGUUUCGAUGGAUCCAUGUCAUCUUUAUCCAAAUAUACUUUAACUCAUGAAAUCUCUUUUUGAUAUACCUAAGGCCAAACACAUGUACCCCUUUCGGUCGGAGCCUGCUUGUAUGGGCGUUGUAGGGAGUAUAUUUUUUGUUAAACAUUCCCUAACUUACUCCCGGGGGAUCUGAAGCCUAUAUACAAACUGUACCAUUCUCUUUUCUAUGAAAUGACUCUUUUGAAUUAUCCUUAACAUCAAUUUUCUUAAACUUGCAUUCUUUUUGUUGAGGUCCUUCAAGAAAAAGUCAUAAGAAAAUGUGUCUUUUGGAAAGAGGACAUCUGGUAGGUGAAUUAGCUGCUGUUGCUUAGUUUUUCCUUGCGUCGUUUAAGUCGAUAAUUUUUUCCAUGUCCCUUCUAAUUAUAUCAGUUAAACCUGUCUGUCUCCUUGCAAAUUAUCAUUUCUUUUUACAAGAAAAUAUUCAACUUCAGCAUGUACACAAUGUAAAUUAAAAUCAAAUAGAAAGACUAACGGAAGGGAUUUUAUAAGGAUAGACUAACAAUAUAUUUCACAGGCUCCCAGAGCUCCUCUUGAUUAUAGUCAGUUCUUGAAACUGAUCAUCUGAUAGCUCCUCUAUUGCUUUCCCUUAAAAGGACACCUAAUGGUUCGUGGUCAACUGAAGGCUGUACCUUAUUGAACGAGUCAUCGACAGAGAGAACAGUUUGUAGCUGUAAUCAUCUGACAAACUUUGCUGUUUUGAUGCAGUAUAAACCUGUCCAGGUGAAUAUUUUGUGACGGAAUCAUUUCUCGCUAGAUCCUCAGUGUUUCGAGAGUUUCUCAUUAUUUUUCAGAAACUUGCUCUCGCUAACUUGCUAGCCGUCAAAAUAUUCAUAGUGAUAAUCAUAAUAAUAAUAAUGACUUUAUAUAAAAAAAAAACCUUUGGAAAAUCUGUACCCAAACUUUGUUGCGCAUGAUUAAAACGCAGCUAACAUAACGACUGAUUAACAUUGAAACGAAGGAGAUUUGGUGCUUUGCCCUUAGCCCCAUCAGUAACUAUUGAUAAAAUCAGAAACUGACACCAAAUAAAGAGGCUAUAAUAAGAGGAGAAUGUUUGCAAAUACUUAGACCUAAAUAAAGGAGACUACAUAGAACAUGGAAGGAAGGAAGGUUGCGCAUAAGGUAAUAGAGAAACGAAGGACUAGGAAUGAAAGUAUAUUAUGGGUUUGCCUUUAUCAGUGAUAACACCCGCGUAUGUUGUGUUUAAUUAGAAUCCCAAAGAGCACGAGACAUCCCUGUCAAUCAUAACAUACAUAGGAUGUGCUUUGUCUCUCAUUGGAGAGGUUAUGGUCGUCAUUAUAUAUGUUGUGUUCAUGUAAGUAUUAUUCCCUUUUUCAUGGCGUGAAAUCAGAGAGAAAAUUAAAUGUAAUAGACUUAAAUCAACGUCAUCCGAUUAGCUUACGUAUCGUGGGCUUCCUCAAAUCUUUCUCCGUUUUCUGACUAUAUCCUUUAAAACAUUUUCGUGUAUAAUAGGACAGAAAAUGUUUCUUAAUAAAGUAAAAUAAACGAACAUUUAAUAAAAUACUGAACACACUGUGGACACUAUACAUUCUCGGAUGGCGAUCCGUAUUACACUUAAUCCUGGAGAUGAGAUGACUUUGAGAUUGUAUCAUUCUCGUACAUAGUCGUUUUUGAUUAACAUUUUAUGCAGGAUAUGUAAUAAUAAUAAUUUAUAAUAAUUUAUGAACUUAUUGUGCGCAGCUUAACAUGAGAAUGAUCAGCUGCGCAUUACAACUGCAUUACGUUACAAGAAACAAAUAAAAGAUAAUGUAUUUAAAAAUAAAAAAUGAAAAGGAUCUAUACGCAUACAAGUAAGAACUGAAUAUAAAAUUGGUCACCAAUAUGAAGUUCUAAAAAGAUAAGACUUAACAUGCGCCUUAAAACUGUUCAUAUUAGUAAUCGCACGAAGUAUAUGUAUCUUUUGUGGUCCUCUGCUUAUAGCCAAACAUUACUGCUGACUUUAUUUCAAUGAUGCGAAGGAAUCGCCAUUAUUUUCGGCUUUAUUUGUAGGAAGUUUAGAGCUGAGGGGAUUCAGAUUCGGAUUAAUCUUGCUGCAGCACUAUUCCUUGCACAAGUAGUGUUUCUUUCUGGGAUAAAUGCUACAAUUAAUCGGGUUAGUGUACAUUUAUAUCAUCGUGCACAUUUAGUUUUGCAAUCAAAGCAGUUUUGAGCUCAUAUUAUCUACACUUUGCAAUUGUUAGUCAAUUGGUUUGACAAAUACCGACAUCUCAUCAAAAGAAGACAGAAGCUAAAGCAGCUAUUUUGCUUUCAACAUGACUUCCACGCGAACCAGUGCCUUAAAAUUAUGCACUGGUGAUAUGCUUUUUUAUCUUUUCUAGCUUGCGUGUGUGUCAGUUGCGGUUUUGCUUCACUACUUUUACCUAGCAUCGUUCGGCUGGAUGCUCUUAGAGGGAGUAUAUCUCUACAUCAUGGUGGUUGAGGUCUUUGCUAGCACAGUUAAAUUGCUGUACCUAUAUUUAUUUGCAUGGGGUAAGUUCGGCAGUUCUGUGCUCCUUGUUUAGCUUUGUGUUUAAUUGUUCCAAAUUUCUAACACAAGAGUAUCUUUGCGUGAUUCAUGACAAACAGGCAACCAUAUUUCGAUCAUAUGAUGUAAUUUAUAGGAAAAAUAUUGUUUUAUGCUAUCCACUAUAUUUUUUGACGUAGUCCCCCAAAAUGCAGAGUCAAAGGUUGUGCCGGAGUAUGAAGUCGGACACGGAGGUUUUUUACAAAUGUUUAAGGGACGACGUCUAAACAUUUACCAUUGUGCUUAUUUUCGUAAUACAAGACAUGCUGUUAGUUUUCUCGAAUGAUUAGCAAAUCUCUAUUUUUUUGACAAUUUUUAUUCGAUUGUUUGACAGGUUUCCCAGUCAUACCAGUUGUUAUAUCUCUCGUGGUUGGUUUUAAAGAUGGUGAAGGAUUGAGAUACUACACAAACGAACAUUUGUAAGACACUUGAAAAGAAUGUAAUUCAUUUUCACUUUUUGCAUCGUUUCCUGGUUAGGUUUGAAUUUCCGGCAGUACUUUUGCAAAUUGUCACAUAUUACAUGUGACUAUGUGAAGGUAUUUGCAACAAUAGACGAAUCUUUACUUCCUCUUUCAGUUGAGAAAAAUUACUACAAGCUUUCGUGUUGAGUUUUAAAAAGGUUACUGGCGCGAAAAGCUAAUAUUUACGGCUUAAUUGUAGUCGUGAAAAUUAGGUUUUUUGCAUAAAAUUGGUUGAUUUGUUUUAACCGCAGGAUGCAAAAGAUUGCCUAGUGCUUUGAACUAUUUAGCCAUGACUUUUUUGUUUUGUUUUUGUUUGUGAAGGCGUAUGUCGGCCGAGUGGGUAACUCCUCGAACUCCAAGCCCCGCCCUUCGCAUUGUUUUUCCUUAGACAAGGGACUUUACCACACUUUAGCUCUCUUUACCCAGGUGUAUAAAUGGGCACUGUCGACAUACUGCUGGGGGGUAACCCUGCGAUGGACUGGCAUCCCGUCCAUGGGGAACGGUGGCAAUACUCCGCGGCAUGCUUCAUGCUAGGGAAACCAGGAUAAGCUCCGGCCUUUUGGGCCUUUGACUCCUGUGCGCCUUUACCUGAAGCUUAGUUUUUCUGCAGCUGUUGGCUGUCAUUCUCCAAGCAUUUGAGCUGGUUUUUUGUUGGUCCUGUGCUCCUUAUAAUGGCUGUAAGUAUACUACAUGUAUGUUAUACCGGUAUCUUAAAUUUCAUGUCUACGAGCUAUCGAUGCUUCUAUCAAACAAAUGCACCGGCUUCUUAAAGGCGUGACCCUCACUUUCAGAAUGUUUUCACUAGCUCCAUCACUGAAUAAGGGCCCUUUAUCCCAAACUAUGCAGAAUUUUAAACUUCAGCGAUACAAUUCAGUUCCGCACCUGAUAUUUAUAUGAUUGACUACAAUAGUAUCUUUUUCGUACACUGUCUUACGCCUACGGAAAGUACUCGUUUGUCGUAAUGACUCAUAAACGCUGCUGAUGCGAAACACCGUAUGAUCGUUUUCAGGUCAACUUUGUGAUACUCCUGGCAGUUUUACGCGAGAUAAGAAACUUGCAAGAGCCCAAUCCAACUAGAUUGAAGGCUUUUAAGUAAGUUAAGUAAAUUAUAAGUAAUAAAGUUAUAAGCAGGAUAUUGAAGUUACCUUCCUUUUCUUUGCCAUGAUGCCUAGAGCUUCGCCUACGACAUUCCUAAGAGCCUGGGAGGUGCCUUCCAACAGCACUCCACUGGGUAUUAAGUCACUUAAUGACAGUUCACUUUAAAAUCAAAGGGGGAACUGCUGUCAUUAAUAAAAUGAAAUCGUGACAUUUGUCUAAUUUUUCUCUGUUUUGUUGUGUGACUAGGAAAAGCCUUAAGGCUUGUGUCAUUCUUUCGCCUCUGCUUGGAGUAACGUGGAUAUUUGGUUUGUUGGCAGUCACUGACGCUGGAUUGGUUUUCCAAUAUAUCUUUACUAUUCUCAACUCUGCUCAGGUUUGUGUACUGUCACUCUGGCCCACACGUCGCCAAAAUAGCUAAAUAAUAAUCUUUGUUUUACUAUUCUGUGAGUGUUUAAGCUAGUCCUUUCAUUUGUCACUCUCUCAGAAAGUCAUCUUUUUUAACAGGGUAUGGUUAUAUUUCUCUUGCAUGUCCUGAGGAACAGCGAAGUUCGAGCCUCGUUUCACCACAAGAUAUUGAAAUGGAGGUUCCAUAGACAUCCAGUCCGAGUCCACCAAAGCUCUUCCCAAAAUACCAGCAGACGAGAAGAUGAUCCUGAGGCUGUUACCAAAAACAGACUCGAUACCCAGUCAGGAGAACAUUUCACUCUUCACCCUAGAAAUUCUGUCUCCUGA